Messenger RNA from Homarus americanus (American lobster), 381 nucleotides. Its product is annotated as basic salivary proline-rich protein 3-like. The record is from RefSeq and is a predicted model, not a curated record. Lineage: Eukaryota; Metazoa; Arthropoda; Malacostraca; Decapoda; Nephropidae. The transcript has a single exon. The coding region runs from base 1 to 381 and encodes 126 amino acids.
AUGUCCCCAGGUGCCCCGCCAGUGGAGGUUGCGCCCCUAGGGGUCGCUGGCUUCCCCAAGGGCUCUCCCAGGGACGGCGGCGCUCCCAAGUCCUCUCCCAGGUGCGGUGGCGCCCCCAGUCGAUCUCCCAGGCCCUGCCAGGGACAACAGAGCUCCCAUGGGCCGUGCCAGAGCGGUGACACCCAGAGGGACACUGCCAGGGUUGGUGGCGCCCCUGAGGGCUCUCCCAGGAACAACAGCGCUUCCAAGGGCCCUCCCGGGGACAGCGGCGCCCUCCGGGGCCCUGCCAGGAUUGCUGGCAUCCCCAGAUGCUCUUCCAGAGACGGCGGCGCCCCAAGGAACUCUCCCAGGGACAGUAGCAGUCCUAUAGGCCCGCAAUAG